Penicillium arizonense is the source of this 963-nucleotide messenger RNA. RefSeq lists its product as uncharacterized. Bases 1 to 963 code for a protein of 320 amino acids. Lineage: Eukaryota; Fungi; Ascomycota; Eurotiomycetes; Eurotiales; Aspergillaceae. The record is from RefSeq and is a predicted model, not a curated record. The transcript has 2 exons.
AUGGCCACUCUCACCAUGACUCCCACACGCCAGCCCUUGGGCUGUAUCGACACGAUGCGUCCUCUGAUGUCAAAGUUGAACCGUCAAAGCAACGCUGGUCCCAAGUCUAUGAAAUCCAACACCAUCUUCGUUGACUCAGAGAACAUUGACCCCUCCAAACUCUCCGCAAAGCGCAAGCGCACCUGCGACGACGAAGAACCCAAGGCUUCCAAGCCCAAGACCUCUCGCAUGGCUCUUUCCACCCACAUCUCCCCGCGUCUCUCGACUCCCUUGAGAACAUCCCAAACAAUCUCAACCCCAAAGUCCGCCCCAAUCCUCAAGCCUGCUGGUCGCUCCCCACCACCAAAGUCCUGCAAGCCCGGCCGCCGCUCAGCUAUCUCCAAGCCCCGCUCUGAAUCAUCCGGAAAGCGCGCUGUUGCGCGUCCUUUCUCGCUCGCUUCCGCUCUCCAGGCAUCAUCGUCUCCCAAGCCUGCGCCUAAGGCUCCUAACUCGUGGUUCUUUGAUAUCCACGUUGACUCGGAGCAGGAAGAGAUGACCAACCUCAUGCAGCACUCUACCACUGUUCUUGAUAUAAGCGAUGACGAGGGCAAGUCUGUCCCCAGUGAUGAUCGUGGAAAGGAGAACGUUCCUCCUGUCGAGCUUGGAAUUGAGCUCCUCGGUUCUCCUGUUACUGCCGCUGCUACUGCUGUGCCUGCCUCCCGCAAGGAAUCGAAGAUGGAGGAGGACCGCGCCCCACUCGGAGAGCUCAAUGCUGCCGACUUUUAUGCUGAGGACUGCAAUGCAUUUUCUUAUGUGGUUGUCCACGAGCAGACCGUGUCUGAGUUCAAGAAGCCCUCUUCGCCUCUUGCUCAGAGCCAGGAAGCCCUCAUCUCUACUUCCAUUGCUUCGGUCCUGGAGGCUGUUACUGCCAAGCCUGCUGCCACUGCUGAGACUGAAUCCCAGAGUGCUGAUAGCUCAGGCUAG